AUGCCAUCCUUUCCCUCUAGGCCUUUGGCCCGGUCUAGAGAUGACGGCCUACAACUAAGCUACCAACUUCCUCAUCGCGUCUACACCGCCAAGGGCUAUCCUGUCCUCGCCCCUAAUGGCUCAUCAAUUAUAAUAUAUGGGUAUGAAAACGGGUUGAAGGUAAUUUGGCGAGGUGGAAGACCAUUUACGGACAGGAAGCCGUCGGCCUCUAAGGACCAACCGCAAGAGAAAACCAACCGCAGCAACGACGACGCCAUCAUGAUCAUUGAUUCUGAUGAUGAGAGCUCUGUUGAACCCCAGAAAAACGAAGAACCAAGUUAUGGGUUUGAAGAAGACGAGCCCGAGAUUGAUCCCCUUUUCCCAUACGAAAACGUGCUGCGUCAGAUUGAUAUACCUCUUGGGACCAGGGUUGUUGAAUUGGCUGUCCCUCGCAUUCUGCCUGAGUCCUCACGUUCAUCGCUCGAUCCUUUCCCGCCCAUUUUGAGAAAAUAUAUGGUCAUCUCAGCCGUGUGCGCUGAUCUUUCCACCCGAGUUGUGACACUACCCCUGGCUCCUCCGCACCCUACUCAAUUCGAGAUCUCCUCGUGGGUUCAGACGUUGUCGAUUAGCGGCGGAGUAUCACACCAAGAGAUCCCAAGGGGAGUGGGGAUUGCUUUUACAUAUCAAGCGAGUGAGCCGCAGGGAGAUGAGGACAUGGCUCAAAGUCAAAGUGGAUCUAAUAGACAUAGGCCAGGGAGAUGGGACCUUCUUGUCGCUACUCAUUCUGCUGAGUCGUCGGGCCUACUUAUAAUACAUCGGAUCCCAGUUGUGGAAGAGACAGAUCGCAGUGAAGUGUUGUACCGUUUAGGCGAGGAUGAUAUCGAGUCGAAGCGCCGUUAUCUGCCGGCCCCAGCCCAAAACAUCGCUUUCAACCCAUCACCAUAUCCGUCACCACGACACUCGACACUACUUGUCGCCUUUCAUAGCGGAUGUGUCAAGGUCUACUCGUGCUUCUCGAUGAAGCCAUCCAAAGCUUCGCGCAGGUCAUCCAGUCCUCAAAAUGAUUUUGAAACGUCGGAAACAGACGGAAAGUGGCUGAUCAGUCUCUAUCCUGGGUUUGAGCAGUCCCCCUCAGGGGUACCCCGGCGUAAAACUAUAGUUAAUGCAGAAUGGGUGCUUGGUGGACGGGCUAUUAUGGUUCUCAUGGCGGAUGGUGAAUGGGGAGUGUGGGAUCUCGAAGGGGCAGGCCCAGGAACCAUAAAGGGCCCACUCCAGCGUCAAUCCAGUGUACAGGGGGUGACUGGCGGAUCCUUGACUGCUUUUUCUGUCAGUGGUCGGAUCUUGAGUCCGCUGUCAGGAGCCCGAACUGAAACAGGUGGGCCUAUCGCGGAACAGCGUCCUAAAUUCGCACCCUUGACGCCACAUACUAAGCGUGUGCGUGAAGAUACUUUGCUGAAGGGCGCCAUGGUUGGUUCAAUUAUGCCAUCUUUGUGCGGCGAAAUCUCUGUCUAUCAAACCAAUUCAUACCGUGAUUCGCUACCUGACGAGUCGAUUCUGUUGCGACACGGCAACCAGAGUGCUGUCAUUCCAAGUUUGCUGUCCUUGUGGCGGAAUGCUGUCAAAGCAACCGGAACCUUUGAUGCGUCUAACCGCUGCCGAGUUUCCGCCAUCCAAGAUAUCACCUUAAUGGGGGAACAUUUGAAGGGCAUUGGCCACCUUCCUGCCGCUUCUCGCCAGACUCGCCAAGCUGAAGGUGGAGAUCAUGAUGCUCUUCUCGUUGCAGAACACCGAAUUAUAGUCCUUACUCCAAGACUGAAUGAGCCGGAUGAAUCUCCUGCACUUCUUGGGCCAGUGAACGAGACACCGACCGCAGAGACUGAUCAGCUCAAGCUUCGGCGUGGUGAACUUGAUGUUGAAGGAAUGGAUCGACUACUGAGUGGGAUGGCCAGCGGUAAUCAAUCCCUCCGAAUGGGGAGUCCUAUUAAGCGGGCGCGGAUUUUCACCUGA
Aspergillus nomiae NRRL 13137 is the source of this 1986-nucleotide messenger RNA. RefSeq lists its product as uncharacterized. The record is from RefSeq and is a predicted model, not a curated record. Bases 1 to 1986 code for a protein of 661 amino acids. Gene Ontology annotation, molecular function: protein binding. The transcript is spliced from 2 exons. NCBI's taxonomy places the organism in Eukaryota, Fungi, Ascomycota, Eurotiomycetes, Eurotiales, Aspergillaceae.